AUGGUCUCCGCCGCCUCCCUCGCCGUCUCCCACCACGGCCUCCUCGCCGCGCCCGCCCGCUCGCAGCCCCGCCCGCCCGCCCGCUUCGUCCGCUUCCCCCGCACCCGCCUCCGGGUCGCCGCCGUCUCCUCGUCCUCCUCGCCCCCCUCGCGGUGCGACCGCGACCGCGACCGCGCCGCGGCUGGCCUCGAGCGGUGCCUGGCCGCGACCCCGGCGCCGGCCUCCGGCCCGCCGGAGAUGAAGGGCGGGAGGCAGCGCGGCUCGUUCGGGGCCGCCACGCUCCAGAAGGCGAAGCUUGACCUCUCCCAGAAGAGGCUCAAAGGCGUCCAGCCCGAGCUGGCAACUGGUGGUGGUGGUGGAGACAAUGGGAAACGAAUUGGCUAUGGUGGUGGUAAUAGUGGAGAUGAUGAUGGUGAUGAUGAUGAUUACUUUGAAGACUCUGACGAUGGAGAUGAAGAAAGUGGAUUUUUCAGAAGGCGUAUUAUUAUACAAGAGCUUUUUAAGAGGGAGUUUGUUGAUGCCGUUCUUCAAGAGUGGUACAAGACAAUGAGUAAUUUGCCGGCUGGUUUGCGCCAAGCUUAUGAGAUGGGUUUGGUCAGCUCUGCUCAGAUGGUCCAAUAUUUGUCACUGUUUGGAAGGCCCACAAAGGCUAGAUAUUUCUCUCGAGCCUUUCCAGACUUUUUCUCAAGAGGCCUUGUUGGAAGAAUGCUUGCAGAUCCAUCUUUCCUGCAUAAGAUGACCUUUGAGUUGCUAGCUACCGCUAGUACAUCUGUUUGGUGGGAGAUGAAAAACCGUAAGGAGAGGUUCCAAGAAGAAUGGGAUUUGGUGUUACUCAAUGUAGUUACUGCCACAGUUUGCAAUUUAGCCGUUUUCUGUUCACUUGCGCCAUGCCGUUCAUAUAUGAUCCAUAAACUUCCAAAUAAUAUAUUUGAAAAGAGCUAUCCUAUGAGACAGUUUGGUCUUCUAGGAAGAACCCAGUCCCUCUUUAGCAAGGCUGCUGAGCUUUGCCUAGGUGGGCUAGUUAUUGGCUCCAUUCAAGGUGGUCUAUCCAAUGUCCUUUCUGCUGGAAGAGAAAGAAGGUUGUCGAUGACUGUUCCUUCUAUCAGCAACAAUGCUCUUAGUUAUGGAGCUUAUUAUGGGCUUUAUGCAAAUCUGCGGUAUCAAUUUUUAUGUGGUCUUGAUAGAUCAAUGGCGAACCAUUUUGAUGUCCUUGGUGUUGCAAUCUUUUUCGGCACAGCGAUGAGAUUGAUGAAUAUUCAAAUUGGGGAGCUAUCGAGACGUGUCUGGCUUGGUGAGGGGGCAGAUAUGCUUAAUUCGGAUAAUUUAUUGAGAACAUACAAUGGCCCAGCAGCAGAGCUUGCCAUCGAGCAACAGGCAGGGUGGUUUAUGUCCAAGAAUGCAAUUGUAUCUGGCCUAGAACUUCUAGGCAUCAGGUAUGGUGCAGCUGAAGAUGCUUCUCCAAAGCUUCGGCGAAAGAGAAUUGUCCGAAAGAAGUAG
Messenger RNA from Triticum turgidum subsp. durum (durum wheat), 1497 nucleotides. The record is from the annotation of a GenBank genome assembly. Lineage: Eukaryota; Viridiplantae; Streptophyta; Magnoliopsida; Poales; Poaceae.